AUGGCUACAAGUAAUGCAUUUCAUCGAUUUAUACAAGUUGAAUGGAAAGAUAGAAAUUUUUUACCCAUCGAUGGAUUAGAAACAAAUGAGAGCCCUACAACUAUAACACAAGCUCUCCAACGAGCAGGUAACCAUACUCAUAAUGUGGAGACUUAUGUAAAAGAUGCUGAAAAGCGUUUCAACGGCAAACACCUAGGUGAACUUACGUACGAUGAAUGUGCUGCUGUGUUUGCAUACACCAAAGAAAUAGGUGGAGAGAGUUUAUAUGCGUCAUUGAAUCAAGCAUUAUGUUCUGCAGAUAGGAAAGCACUCAAACCAUGGCUACCAUUUGUUCGGUUAUUCUAUUCUGCAAUUAAAAAAUUGCCUGAUCUUCCGACAGAAUGUUUCAGAGUUGGCAAAGCUGAAAUGUUAGAUCAAAUCCAACGAGAACAACGUAUUACUUGGUCUGGUAUAAGUUCUUGUUCAAGAGCGCCAAAAUUGAUUGCAAAACAGUGUCGUGAUCAAAAAUCAGUACUCUUUGUAAUCACCGCUAUACAUGCCAAAGAUAUUUCUAAAUAUUCAGCUGAUUCUGAUGUGAAAGAAGUACUUCUGAUGCCAGGCACUCGUCUGAAUGUGUCGCAUAUCACACGAGAUGAGAAAAAUAAUAACUUAAUGUUGGUAUAUUUACAAGAACUAAACACCGAACAAAACGAAGCAGGAAUAUCUACUCAGAUGAAACCCGGAAGUUCAUAUAAAACAGAAGCAUCUGGUGAGUAUCGACUUUUCUAUUCCUAG
Molecule: messenger RNA, 774 nt
Organism: Rotaria sp. Silwood2
Lineage: Eukaryota; Metazoa; Rotifera; Eurotatoria; Philodinida; Philodinidae
Source: the annotation of a GenBank genome assembly